Messenger RNA from Rosa chinensis, 1312 nucleotides. Its product is annotated as mitochondrial amidoxime reducing component 2. The transcript has 8 exons. The coding region runs from base 100 to 1080 and encodes 326 amino acids. The record is from RefSeq and is a predicted model, not a curated record. Lineage: Eukaryota; Viridiplantae; Streptophyta; Magnoliopsida; Rosales; Rosaceae. Gene Ontology annotation, molecular function: molybdenum ion binding; catalytic activity; pyridoxal phosphate binding.
UUGUGUCACAUGUAAUCUGAAGCAAACCAGAACAGACUCUGCUGCCUAUAGACUGUAUAGCUCAGCUGCCUAUAGACUGCAUAACAACAUUAAGAGAGGAUGGAGAAGCAACCAUCACAAGAAGCCAUAGCCAAAGUCUCAUCAAUCUUCAUAUAUCCAGUUAAAUCAUGUCGAGGGAUUUCGGUUUCUGAAGCACCUAUCACCCCUACUGGGUUUCGAUGGGAUCGACAAUGGUUAGUUAUAAAUGAAAAAAGGAGAGCAUAUACUCAAAGAGUUGAACCAAAGCUUGCUUGUGUUGAGGUACAGCUACCAAACGAGGCAUUCCUAGAGGGUUGGGAACCUACUAGCAGCUCUUAUCUGGUAUUAAAAGCACCUGGCAUGGAUGAACUGAAGAUUUCUAUGAGUCCACCACAAGAAAUAGCAAAUGGAGUUUCAAUAUGGGAAUGGUCUGGUGCUGCCUUAGACGAGGGAGCUGAUGCAUCAAAAUGGUUUUCUAACUAUCUUGGGAAACCUAGUCGACUUGUUCGCUUUAAUGCAGGUACAGUUUCAUGUGCUUCAGAAACUAGACCUGUGAAACCUUCCUUUUGGUCUCAUAAACCUGUGGAACCUGAAUAUGCUGGGGGGAAGCAAAUCAUGUUCUCUGACAUUUUUCCAUACUUAAUAGCGUCUCAGGCAUCAUUGGAUACACUAAAUGAGCAUCUGAAGGACCCUGUACCGAUUAACCGUUUCAGACCCAACAUUCUUGUUGAUGGUUGUGAACCAUUUUCAGAAGACUUAUGGACAGAUGUCAGGAUAAACAAGUUCACAUUUCAAUGCUGCAUGCUGUGCUACCGCUGCAAGAUACCUACGGUGAAUCAAGAGACUGGCAUUCAAGGAACUGAGCCAAAUGAAACUCUCAAGAAAUUUCGAUCGGAUGCAACUGUGUAUCCAUCUCGGAAACAGCGGGGAAGGGUCUACUUCGGGCAGUAUCUAGUUUGCAAAGACUCUCUGAUUGCUGGCGUGAAGGGAAAUGUCAUAAAGGUUGGAGAUCUUCUUCAUGUCCUCAACAUGGUUUCCUCUGCUGAUGAAGUUCCGGAAUAAUUAUUUUAUCUUUGCUGUUAUAUGAUUCUAAGAUUUGGUGUCUAGUAUUAUGAUGAAUAACAGGAGGACUGCUUUUUAAUGAUUAGCCUCCUAGUUAGAUAAAAGUUCCAGGUAUUUCAAAACACAAGAGAAAUGCAAAUGUUCACAAGUAACAUAUUUCUGUAUGAGAUAUGUUUGAUGUAUUGGAAUUUGGAAAUCUGCAAUGCUUGGAUCUUCUUCAUGCUUGCUUUCA